GUGAUGAAUGUGACGAUUUAUCGGGAGGAUCGUCUCGUCAUGGCUGAGUGAAUUGGCCGAUAGAUUCGGUGAUUAUUAGAAUUUUCGAUGGUCUCGGGAUCGACAGGAGAAUUUCCUUUUAAUUCCUCUGUCAGUCGAGCCACUGAGAUUGCGCUGAGUGGAGAACAGCUGUUCACCACGAGGUUAUGGGUAUCCUGUCAUCAUGACGAGAGUCAACAAACAAGAGACAAUGAGUGAUAGUGGUGAAGGUUUUGUUGAUGGGAAUUCGUCUGUCAGUCCUGAGAGGAGACGUAUUCGGUUUAAGGGUGAUGGAAAAACCUCCAAAAAUGUCGAGGACAGGGUUGAAGGACUUGAACCUCGUGAGGAUGGUUGUGAGAUCUCUGACGAAGUCUCUGAGGUACCUGGGAAACGUGCUGUGUCAAUCUUCGAAUUCGUCAAGACCGAGCUGACCAGGGGAUACCAAUUGGAGCAUGACGAGGAGAGGUUCUCUGCGAGGCGAGAAAAAAUUUAUUCCUUCAUGAAGAUACCGAGGGAGGUCGAGAAAUUUAUGUCUUAUGGAUUUUUUCAGUGUGCAGAUUCUUUUUUAUUCGUUUACACAUUUUUACCCUUGAGAUUUCUCAUGGCGCUGUGGGCCAUCAUCAGUCGACCUCUCAAGCACUGUCUGAGGGGUAAAAAAGGGGCGAGAAAAAAGGAAGAGCGUUUUCUACGUCCAGCUGAGGUGUGUGAUCUGUUGAAAGGAGUUGUCGUGGUGGGUUGCUGGGCAGCAACGAGUAAAGUGGAUACGUCCAUGAUGUAUCAUCUGGUCAAGAGCCAGUCGGUUAUCAAACUCUACAUUUUCUACAACAUGCUGGAGGUUGGGGAUCGCUUGUUCAGUGCAUUUGGACAGGAUACGAUCGAUGCAUUGCUGUGGACAGCCACCGAGCCGAGAUCAAGGUCACAAUCGAGGCAUCGACAACACCUGGGGACUCUUCCCCAUUUGCUGUUUGCUUUGACCUACGUCUUAUUGCACAGCAUUCUCGUGUUGUUUCAAGCCACAACCCUCAAUGUCGCCAUUAACAGCAGUAAUAAAGCUCUCUUAACGAUUAUGAUGUCGAAUAAUUUCGUGGAAUUGAAAGGCUCGGUUUUCAAGAAAUUCGACAAGAGUAAUUUAUUUCAACUAGCCUGCGCUGACGUAAGAGAGAGGUUUCACCUCACGAUGCUCCUCCUAGCCGUGAGUCUUCAGACGAUGAAAGAGUAUGCAUGGAAAGCUGAUCGCUUAGCUGUUCUACUUCCUGAUUGCAUACUUCUACUUGUUGCUGAAGUUCUCGUUGAUUGGGUGAAACACGCCUUUAUCACACGUUUCAACGAGCUACGAUCGACAGUUUAUCGGGACUACACAGUGAGUUUGGCGUACGACAUGGCCCAGACUCGACAAGAGACAGCUUUUUCAGAUCCCUCUGACCUUGUGGCCCGUCGAAUGGGUUUUAUCCCUCUGCCCCUUAGCGUAGCCAUCGGCAAAGUCCUCUGCACCACCCUGACUCCAUCAGCCAAGCCGGCGAAUCUCCUCCUCUUUUUUCUGGGGUACCUGAUCCUCGUGGCCCUGAGGGUGCUCAACAGCCUCAUCAUCCUGGGAAAAGCUAGCGACCUCAUCUCCUCCCACACGAAUAAAAACCCCGGAAAUCCCAAUCAUCAGAAGAUCCAGAGAUCCACUAGUGUUGUCGAUCAGAAGGACUCUAAUUGCGCAAUGGCCAUGUUCUCAAACUCAGCUGUCAGUCUCAAUAACGUGUGUCUGAACGAUGCAUUGUUGAAGAACGAUAAAGUACAAUCAAAUUCCGAGGAAUUUUCCACUAAACAUGUCGUCAGGGCUGAGAGCGAACCUCUCUUACCCCAAUGACACGACUGCAAGUCUUACGUAAUCAUUACGUAGCCAAUUUUUUUAAUUUAAAUGAUCGUGUACAUACAGACUGUACAUAACAUUGAGUUGUAAUCUUAAGGGUUUUUGAUAUUUCUUCCUGGGAAGAUAUCAUUGUGAUUGUUCUCUAUACAUCGGAAAAAAUAUUCUCUCUACCUUAGAAACUUUAUCUCAAUUCGAGAAUUUUUUUUUUUUUUAAACAGUUCUUUUUGGUGUUGAAAAAAAAUUCUGACGGUAGCAAAAAAAUUUAGAGAUUCAAAAGAAAUUGUCGCCUUGGUUAUAGGCAAUUUAUUCCUUAAUCCAGAAACAUUUUUUCUAAUGUUGAGCAUUUUUUUUCGGUGUGCGAUUUAAAAAAUCGUCUGAUUUAUAUAUUCGUGGGUUUUCGGUUGCCAGGAGAGUGAUGCAAUGGUGCGGUGUUAUGCUCUGUUCUAUUUUUUUCGUGCAACGAGAACGAGGAAUUUUGCUUCGUAAUAUUCAUAGACGAGAGUGGGGCAAAACGACUACUCGACUUUUCGAAAGGACCCGAGAAAAGUUCGAAUGUUCAUUUUACUCCCUCGGCUAUCGCUCUUUACUUCUAAUGGGAUAGUUCAAAUUAUACAGCUAAUGUAAUUUAAGUAAAAUUUUUCUUAUCGAAUGAACUGUAACGUCGACUUUUCACAACUUAAAAAAAAUUAAACUAAAAAAAAUUGAAUAAAAACUGAUGAAAGGUGA
This is a messenger RNA of Fopius arisanus, 2602 nucleotides long. RefSeq names its product protein TAPT1 homolog. Lineage: Eukaryota; Metazoa; Arthropoda; Insecta; Hymenoptera; Braconidae. The record is from RefSeq and is a predicted model, not a curated record. Gene Ontology annotation, biological process: positive regulation of cilium assembly. Gene Ontology annotation, cellular component: endoplasmic reticulum membrane; ciliary basal body. The transcript is spliced from 7 exons. Bases 203 to 1873 code for a protein of 556 amino acids.